Messenger RNA from Anisakis simplex (herring worm), 411 nucleotides. NCBI's taxonomy places the organism in Eukaryota, Metazoa, Nematoda, Chromadorea, Rhabditida, Anisakidae. The record is from the annotation of a GenBank genome assembly.
AUGGCCAAGGAGUAUCAAUUCAAUUGGAGGUCAAAUAUUUCUGAAACACUUCUGCUGGGAUCAUACUUCGAUCGAUACGACGAUGAGAGUACUUGUCUGGAUCUCAAUGCCCACUUUCGUGUCGAUGAGUACGGGUUUUUCUUGUAUUGGGCAUGCGAAGGACGCGAUACGAUUGUCAUCGAUCUUGUCCAGGUAUGGGAGGCACGCCCAGCGGGUUUGCCAAAAGACGGUCGAGUGCUGUUCGAGUUAGAGCAACGUGGUCCUCGGGAAACGCUGGAGGAACGAACCAUUUGGAUGACGCAUGGCGUUGAUCUUGUGAACAUCAAUAGCUUUUUUAUUGUCGCACAAGACGUUGAAACUGCUAAGGUUAAUUAUAUUUUAUGCUUGUUUUGUCGUUAUNCCAGCAAAUGA